Hypoxylon trugodes is the source of this 786-nucleotide messenger RNA. RefSeq lists its product as uncharacterized. The transcript has a single exon. The record is from RefSeq and is a predicted model, not a curated record. The coding region runs from base 1 to 786 and encodes 261 amino acids. NCBI's taxonomy places the organism in Eukaryota, Fungi, Ascomycota, Sordariomycetes, Xylariales, Hypoxylaceae.
AUGCCUGGCUUUACCGACCUCCCUCCAGAGCUCCGCGUUUUAAUAUGGAAAUGUUGUCUUCCGGGCCCCCGGAAUGUCUCGGUGGGGAUACAACGACAUACACGAGCACCAGUCAUCCUCCAGAUCUGUCGAGAGUCGCGAGCCGAGGCGCAAAGGAUCCGGCCCCUUGAGCUCGCAUUUCCGGUCCCCGAUACUAAGGGCAAGGUCCACAGCAAGCGUGUCUGGUUCAACUUCUCGGAGGAUCGACUCUGCGUCGAUAAUUUCUUGUUGUGGCUUGUCAUCUGUCCUGAAAUCUCUCGACCUUUACGUUCCCUUGGCUUAAAGUUUAUCCCACCAUUGUUCAGUUGGGAGAUCCUGAAUUAUGUCAGAAACUGGGAAAAGGCCAUCACUGGACUGGAAGACGUGGUGCUCGUAGAGGAAGACACGUCUGACACGGGACAGACGCCGGUUAUAGGCACAGCAUCGUCAAUGGUGGAUAUAUAUCGAACGUUUCCCCAAAUUAAACCUUACUGGACAAUACCCAUGAGGGUUCACCGGCGACACGAAGAGCACCCGUUCGACGAUCCCAAGUAUGCCCCCGCAGCAGAUGAAUUCCACCAUUACGUAUUCCGCUGUGCCAUAACCAGCCAACUUGAGGUCCAGGUGCUAUCUAGGAGCCGACUUCGCCAAUUCAGGAAGGUCGCCGGAGGCACGGAGAACGAGUUAGCAAUGGGCUAUCAAGGUUGCCCAGAACAUCCUUGGGCGCCAGAUCCAGAGAUACAUCGAUGUCUCCGACACAUUCCGUAG